Molecule: messenger RNA, 558 nt
Organism: Vicia villosa (hairy vetch)
Lineage: Eukaryota; Viridiplantae; Streptophyta; Magnoliopsida; Fabales; Fabaceae
Exons: 1
Coding region: 1-558 (185 amino acids)
Biological process (GO): base-excision repair
Cellular component (GO): nucleus
Molecular function (GO): phosphoric diester hydrolase activity; double-stranded DNA 3'-5' DNA exonuclease activity; DNA-(apurinic or apyrimidinic site) endonuclease activity
Source: RefSeq, a predicted model, not a curated record
AUGAUUAUUUUUUCCUUAAAUAUAAGAGGAGGAGGAAGUCGGGCCAAGAGGAAGAGAGUUGGCUAUCAUAUUCAAAAAGGAGAUGUUGACAUUUGUUUUAUUCAAGAGACAAAGUUAAGUGGCAUAGAGUGUAAUGUUGUGAAAGAAUUGUGGGGAGACAAUCAAGUGGAGUGGUCGUACUUGGAUGCCAACGGGGCGUCGGGAGGAAUACUUACGAUGUGGAAAAAGGAUCUCUUCAAUCUAAUCUUUAGCUUCCGAGGAGAUGGUUUCUUAGGUCUUUGUGUGGAGAAGGAUGAUAAACUCAUUUACUUUGUGAACGUGUAUGCUUCUUGUGACAUAAUGUUGAGGAAGAGGUCUUGGGAUAGGUUAUGUGAGUUCAAAAAAAACAAUAUUAAAGGUGCUUGGUGCAUAGGAGGAGAUUUUAAUGCUAUCACUUCUUUGGAAGAAAGAAUCGGGAGAUCAAGCCGGAGCUAUAGGAGGGAGAUAAUGCUUUUUAAUGAGUUCAUUGAGGAAAUGGAGUUGGUGGAUCUACCUACUAUAGGAGGCAAGUUCACAUGA